Messenger RNA from Sorghum bicolor (sorghum), 2923 nucleotides. RefSeq names its product prolyl endopeptidase. The coding region runs from base 281 to 2527 and encodes 748 amino acids. Gene Ontology annotation, molecular function: serine-type endopeptidase activity; oligopeptidase activity. Lineage: Eukaryota; Viridiplantae; Streptophyta; Magnoliopsida; Poales; Poaceae. The transcript has 11 exons. Gene Ontology annotation, biological process: proteolysis. Gene Ontology annotation, cellular component: cytosol. The record is from RefSeq and is a predicted model, not a curated record.
AAUGUUCGGGAACCUUUAUCUUUAUGCGUCGCACAUAUUUUCUCUCCCUGUCUCUAGUACUGUCGACACUUUAAAUUGCGUAACUCUUUUAUAGUAUAGAUAAAAAAAAGAAUUGGAAGGAGUGCCCGCGGCAUGAUGACAUCCCGGGCGCUCUAUAAAACCAGGAGGACCGAGGACGUAUCGUGUUCGUGUGCACUGUGUUGUCAUCUCCCGCGCCGCCUUGUUUGUGUGCUUCCGCGCUUUGACGCGUCCGUGAGCCGUUGGCCGUUGCGUUGCUGCUAUGGGCUCCCUGGCCACCGCAGACGAGCCGCUGCCGCCGCUCAAGUACCCUCAGCCUCGCCGCGACGACGACAUUGUCGACGACUACCAUGGCGUCCUUGUGCCGGAUCCCUACAGAUGGAUGGAGGAGCUGGAUUCGAAGGAGGUGAAGGAGUUCGUGGACGCGCAGUCGGCCGUGGCCAGCGCCGUGCUGUCCACCUGCGACCACCGCGGCCGCCUGCGCGGGCAGCUCACCGCGCUCUUCGACCACCCGCGCUUCCGCGCGCCCUUCAAGCGCCGGGGCAGCUACUUCUACUUCCACAACCCCGGCCUCCGCCCGCACAGCGCCCUCUACGUGCAGCGCGGGCUGGGCGGCGCCGAGCCCGACGUGCUGCUGGACCCCAACACCUUCAGCGACGACGGCACGGUGUCGCUCGGCAUGGUCGGCGUCAGCGACGACGGCGAGCACCUGGCCUACGGCACCAGCGCCAGCGGCAGCGACUGGGUCACCAUCAGGGUCAUGCGCGUGCGCGACAAGGAGCACCUGCCCGAUACGAUGUCCUGGGUGAAAUUCUCGCGCAUCGCGUGGACUCGUGACGGCCUGGGUUUCUUCUACUCGCGUUUUCCGGCUCCAAGGGGGGAUGUUGGUGGGGAGAUGGAUUCUGGGAUCAAGACUGACGUUAAUCUCAACCACGAAGUCUACUACCAUUUCCUUGGAACAGAGCAGUCACAGGACGUGUUGUGCUGGAGAGACCCUGACCAUCCCAAGUACAUAUACAUCCCUGAAGUCACAGAAGACGGCAAGUAUGUGAUCCUUUCAGUUUCAGAAACGUCAGAGCCGGUGAACAAGCUCUACUACUGCGACCUCUCAGCUCUUGCUCACGGGCUGGGCGGCAUCACGAAGCAGAGCACCCAUGGCAAUGGCAUGCUCCCCUUCGUCAAGCUCGUGGACAAAUUCGAGGCCUACUACGGGCUCAUCGCCAACGACGGCACCGAGUUCACGUUCCUCACAAACAAGGACGCUCCAAAGUACAAACUGGCGAGGGUCGACGUCGACGACGACGCACCCGGAUCGUGGACGGAUGUCGUUCCCGAAGACGACAAGGCGGUCCUGGAAUCGGCGUGCGCCGUCCAUGGCCACAAGCUGCUGGUGAACUACCUGUCCGAUGUCAAGUACGUCCUGCAGAUGAGGAGCUUGGUCACUGGGGAGUUUCUUCGUGACAUACCCAUUGACAUUGGCACUGUCAACGGGAUCUCCGGCAGACGAGUCGACUCCGAGGUGUUCAUUGAGUUUGCGAGCUUCCUUACCCCCGGGAUCAUCUAUAGGUGCGAUGUCAGCGCUGAGAUCCCAGAGAUGGACGUGUACAGAGAGAUCUCAGUUCCAGGCUUUGAUCGAAACGAGUUUGAAGCAAAGCAGGUAUUUUACCCGAGCAAGGAUGGAACCAAGAUCCCAAUGUUCAUCAUAUCCAAGAAGGGCAUGGACCUCGACGGCUCACACCCAGCGUUACUGUUCGGGUACGGCGGUUUCGGCGUGAGCAUAACGCCGCAAUUCAGCGUCACCCGCGUGGUCCUCAUGAGGAACCUAGGGUUCGUGACGUGCGUCGCCAACAUCAGGGGCGGCGGAGAGUACGGCGAGGACUGGCACAGGGCCGGGUCGCUCGCCAACAAGCAGAACUGCUUCGACGACUUCAUCGCCGCCGGCGAGUUCCUCGUCUCCGCGGGCUACACCAGCCCGGCGAGGCUGUGCAUCGAGGGCGGCAGCAACGGGGGCCUCCUGGUAGCUGCCUGCAUGAACCAGCGCCCUGAUCUGUUUGGCUGUGCCCUGGCCCAUGUGGGAGUGAUGGACAUGCUACGGUUCCACAAGUUCACCAUAGGUCGUGCAUGGACUUGCGACUUUGGGUGUUCGGACAACGAGGAAGAGUUCCACUGGCUUAUCAAGUACUCCCCCCUCCACAACGUGCGGCGGCCGUGGGAGAAGGAGAAGUGGGCGGCUGCCACCGGCGGCGGGCAGUACCCUGCAACCAUGCUGCUGACGGCGGACCACGACGACCGCGUCGUGCCGUCGCACACGCUCAAGUUCCUCGCGACGAUGCAGCACGUCCUGCGCGCGGGCGCGGAGGGCGGCAGCCCGCAGACGAACCCCAUCAUCGCCCGGAUCGAGCGCAACAGCGGCCACUGCUGCGGCCGAUCCACGCAAAAAAUCAUCGACGAGGCAGCGGAUCGAUACGCGUUCGCGGCGAAGAUGAUGGGAGUCUCUUGGAUCGAUUGAUAUGAGUAACCCGCGUGGCGUGAAGUCGGCGGCAGUCUUUUCCCUGUGAGAAAUUCGAGCGCGAAUGGCCAAGUACGCGAGGUUAUCGGUCUGUAUUGUAACCGGGCACUUUACCAAAAUGGCAUGACAUGUACAUAUAGCUUGCCUUUUUUUUUUCUUUUUAUUUACUUCGUCAAAGUUUCGGGUCAGCGAUCCAGCGUCAUUGUGAUGCUACGACGGUAGCCGGUAGGCACGCUAACGCCGCAACCGUGUGAUGUUUGUGUUUGCCUUUCUUGUGACAAUGCGUGAUGCAAGUGAGAGUAGAUACAACUUUGGCUUGACAUACAUGUACAAACUGGACAACUGGUUGCAUAUUUUUGCUCGGGUAAUACUUGUGUCCAAAUAAAUUAAUUUCUA